Molecule: messenger RNA, 2717 nt
Organism: Gasterosteus aculeatus aculeatus (three-spined stickleback)
Lineage: Eukaryota; Metazoa; Chordata; Actinopteri; Perciformes; Gasterosteidae
Gene: prkaa2
Product: protein kinase, AMP-activated, alpha 2 catalytic subunit
Biological process (GO): protein phosphorylation; intracellular signal transduction
Cellular component (GO): cytoplasm
Molecular function (GO): protein serine/threonine kinase activity; ATP binding
Source: RefSeq, a predicted model, not a curated record
CCCUCCGCGCCUCCCCGUCGGUGUAAACACGCACACCCUCCCGGUUACCGGAGGAAGAUGGCAGAGCGGCAGAAGCACGACGGCGGGGUGAAGAUCGGCCAUUACCUGCUGGGGGACACGCUCGGUGUGGGGACGUUCGGCAAAGUGAAGAUCGGCCAGCAUCAGCUGACGGGACACAAAGUGGCCGUGAAAAUCCUCAACAGGCAGAAGAUCCGCAGCCUGGACGUGGUGGGGAAGAUCAAACGAGAGAUCCAGAACCUCAAACUGUUCAGACACCCGCACAUCAUCAAGCUGUACCAGGUGAUAAGCACUCCCACUGACUUCUUCAUGGUGAUGGAGUACGUGUCUGGAGGCGAGCUGUUUGACUACAUCUGCAAACACGGACGAGUGGAGGACACGGAGGCCCGGCGUCUCUUCCAGCAGAUCAUCUCGGCCGUGGACUAUUGCCACAGGCACAUGGUGGUCCACAGAGACCUGAAGCCAGAGAACGUCCUGCUGGACGCCAACAAGAACGCCAAGAUAGCCGACUUUGGUCUGUCCAACAUGAUGUCAGACGGGGAGUUCCUACGGACCAGCUGUGGCUCCCCGAACUACGCUGCCCCCGAGGUCAUCUCAGGAAGGUUGUACGCGGGCCCAGAGGUGGACAUCUGGAGCUCCGGGGUGAUCCUGUACGCCCUGCUGUGCGGCACGCUGCCCUUCGAUGACGAGCACGUGCCCACGCUGUUCAAGAAGAUCAGAGGAGGCGUCUUCUACAUGCCGGAGUACCUGACCCGACCCGUGGCCUCGCUGCUCAAGUUCAUGCUGCAGGUGGACCCUCUGAAGAGAGCCACCAUCAAAGACAUCAGGGAACACGAGUGGUUCAAGCAGGACCUACCGGGCUACAUGUUCCCCGAGGACCCCUCGUACGACGCCUCGGUGCUGGACGAGGAGGCCGUGAGGGAGGUGUGUGAGAAGUUUGAAUGCACCGAGUCGGAGUUCAUGUCCAGCCUGUACAGCGGGGACCCUCAGGAUCAGCUGGCGGUCGCCUAUCACCUCAUCAUAGACAACCGGCGCAUCAUGACCGAGGCCAGCGAGUUCUACCUGGCCUCCAGCCCCCCCCAGGGCUCCUUCAUAGAGGAGGGCAUGCCGCUGCCCCCCGGGGUGAAACCCCACCCGGAGAGGAUGCCCCCGCUGCUGGCCGACAGCCCCAAGACCCGCUGCCCCCUGGACGCGCUCAACACCACGCGGCCCAAACCGCUGGCCGUGAAGAAGGCCAAGUGGCACCUGGGCAUCCGGAGCCAGAGCCCCCCCCACGACAUCAUGGCCGAGGUGUACCGGGCCAUGAGGCAGCUGAGCUUCACCUGGAAGGUGGUGAACCCGUAUCACCUGCGGGUGCGGAGGAAGAACCCAGUGACCGGGACCUUGGUGAAGAUGAGCCUGCAGCUGUACCAGGUGGACAGCAGGUCCUACCUGCUGGACUUCAAGAGCAUCGACGAUGACAUCAUGGAGGCGGCGGGCUUCAAGUCGGGCACGUCCACCCCCCAGAGGUCGGGCUCCACGGCCGGCCUCCACAGACCCAGACUGAGCAUCGACUCGGCCCCCGACCUCCUCCAGCUCAGCUCCUCCCUCCCCGGCUCGCUGUCCAGCAGCGCCCCCCUGCUGCCCCCCCGCCAGGGGUCGCACACCAUGGACUUCUUUGAAAUGUGCGCUAGUCUGAUCACCACGCUGGCCCGCUGAGACCGGAUGCCAACGUGGGGGGGGGUCUAUUAGCUGAUGCCCCCCAUCCCCUCUGACACUGACUGGACGUCAGUUUUGCUUAUUUUCUUAUCAGUUGAUAUUAAUCUGAGGGAAGGACACCACUUAUUAAAUUGAUAUUUUAUGGCCUUUUAUAUUUAUACUACAAUCAUUAGCAGAAUAGAAGAAACAACAGACUUUAUACACCAGAAAGAGGAUGAUUAUUAUUUAGAUAUCAGAGCCCUGUUUAUUUUUCUAGGCGCUGUAGUUUGAUCCUUUCAGCACGUUAUGAUGUAAGAAGGUUAAUAAGCCGGGACGUCCCAACAACAGAUAUAUUGUUGUUGUUAUGAGUGUUCAAACACACAAACAUCCUAUGAACACGCAGCACACACACACACACACUCGCGCUCUCAUGCGUGUACAGAAUGUCAUUAAACGAGUUCCACAAGAGACGUUGUGUAUCGGCCGCAGGGACAGAACACAGAAACCGUAAAGAAUGCAGAGUGUGUGUGUGUGUGUGUGUGUGUGUGAGUAAUUUGUCGUUGUUUCUGGUUGAUACAUGUUUGUUGUGUGUCUGUCUAAUUGCCCCCGUGUGUCCCAGAGACGGACGUAGUUACUCAUCCGGUCCUGACCGUGUUACCUGAGGGAAUCCCCAAAAAAUGAACUUAUUUGUUCCACGAUCAGUCGAACCUGUGAUUGGCGGUCUUGGCGUGUCCCCAUGGCCGACAACCACCCGCUAUGCAUCAUGGGUCAGACGUCGCAAGUCAUGUGACCAGGAUUUACCAUCAGACGUGCUGCUGUACAAUCACAACUGUAUGCAACUAGCAGUGGCACGUUAGUGAGCUCUACUGUGUUCAUCCCUGUGGUGUGUGUGUCUGUGUGUGUGUGUGUGUGUGGGGGGUUUGGCUUUAUUCCUGUGAUGCACUGCAUGAUGUUGCUGUUAUGAUUUGCACUUUAAUAAAUAUUUAUUGAAAAACAAUAAAUAGACAUUUAUAAGGAUAAAA